Kuraishia capsulata CBS 1993 is the source of this 861-nucleotide messenger RNA. RefSeq lists its product as uncharacterized. The record is from RefSeq and is a predicted model, not a curated record. NCBI's taxonomy places the organism in Eukaryota, Fungi, Ascomycota, Pichiomycetes, Pichiales, Pichiaceae. Gene Ontology annotation, molecular function: aldehyde-lyase activity; zinc ion binding. The transcript has a single exon. The coding region runs from base 1 to 861 and encodes 286 amino acids. Gene Ontology annotation, biological process: carbohydrate metabolic process.
AUGGAAUGGAAAAACACAAAUAAAACAUUGCAAAUCCUCAAAGCAGCCGAGGAAGGUGGCUACGGCAUCAUUGCCACUGUGGUUUACACUUUGGACCAGGUCACUUCCACCAUCAAGGCCGCAGAAAACAAGAACUCGCCCGUUAUGGUGUUGAUGUUCCCGUGGGCGAUCAAGAAUUCCAACGGCGCCCUGGUUAGAGCGGCAGCUGAUUGUGCUCGGCGAGCCAAGGUUCCAGUAGCGGUUCAUCUGGACCAUGCCCAAACCCCGGAAGAGGUCAAAGCAGCUGUGGAGCUGCCGUUUGAUUCUAUCAUGGUGGACAUGUCUCAUUACGAAAAGGAGGAGAACCUUAGACUCACAGCUGAAAUGGUGAAGCUCUGCAAUUCGCAUGAAAUUUCGACUGAAGCAGAACCGGGAAGAAUCGAGGGAACAGAAGACGGUGUAAUGGACACAGCCACCCUGGAGGGCUUGCUAACUACCCCCGAAGAUGCAGUGGAAUUCAUUGAUACAGGUGUUGACAUGCUUGCACCCUCAUUUGGAAAUUUUCACGGAAAUUAUCCACCCGAGGGACCUCAAUUGCGUCUGGAUCUGCUAAAACAGCUUGCGGAAGUGUGCAAGGCCAGAGACGUGAGACUGGUGCUGCAUGGCACAAACGAUUUCACCGAGGAAUUGCUGAAGGAAAAUAUUAAACUCGGAGUGACCAAGUUGAACGUUAAUAGGCUUGUUUUGGACAAACACUUUGAGUAUUUCGAGAAGAAUGCUGACAAAGUGGGACUGACCGAGCUUAUCGAAGUGUCUAAUGAUCUCAUAGUGCAGAGGACUGAACACUGGAUGGAUGUGUGCGGCUCAUCGGGUCGUGCGUGA